AUGCUGCUGGAGGAGCUGCUCCGCUGCCAGAUCCAGGAGUGGUACCCGGCGUUCCGGCGCCACACGGUCCCCACCGCCAUCAUCCCGCUCCCGGCCGCCUUCCUCCGCUACCUCGCCGGCCGGACCGCCUACCCCGGCCCCGACGGCCCCGACGAGGGCGAGCAGGGGCCGCUCCCCUUCGUGCUCCCGACGCUCACCUCCGGCCGCGCGCCCUUCCCGCCGCUCCAGGGCCACUUCCCGGACCCCGUCUCCCUCCUCGAUCGCGACAACACCGACCCCCUCUUCGGCGGCUCCGGCUCCGACUCCGACGAUGACGAGGGCCUGCCCCCGCCCGCGUUCCCGGAGCUCGAGGCCGCGGUGGACGCCGCCAUCGCCGGCCUCGGCGGCGCCGCGCUCCCCAAGCUCAACUGGAGCGCGCCCAAGGACGCCGUCUUCAUGGCCGCCGACGGCACCGUCCGCUGCACCUGCUUCGCCGAGGUCGCCAUGCUGCUCCGCGCCUCCGACUGCGUCGCCCACGACCUCAUCUCCGCGCGCCGCUCCUGCCACGACUUCCUGCGCGCCAAGCCUGUUCGACGGAAUGCCGCAGAGGGCGGUCUGAGUGAUCCUGGUGAGAAUUGCAGCGAUGGAGGUGCCCGUGGCGGUGGGAGUGGUGCGCCGGAAGAGGAUGCCGAACAAGAAAGCAGUGAUGAUGAUGAGACUUGGGUCGACGAUGGGUUCCAGUACUACCUCGCGCUCCGCAAGUGGUACCCAGGCCUCCGCCCCGAGUCGGAGUUCCGCUGCUUUGUGCGGGGGCGGAAGCUGGUCGGCGUGUCGCAGAGGGACCCGUCUGCCUACUACCCUUCGCUGCCUGGGUGGAGCGCUGAGGUGCAGCCUAAGAUCGAGGAUUUCUUCGAAGAAUUCAUCGAGCCACAGUUCGCUUCAGAGAAUUAUACGUUUGAUGUGUAUGUGAGAGCCGAUGACCGGGUGAAGCUGAUCGACUUCAAUCCUUGGGGUGGCUAUACCCUGCCGCUGCUGUUCACAUGGGAGGAGCUUGAGGAGGAGCAGAGAGGGGAGGACGAGCUGGAGUUUCGAGUGGUGAUGCAGCAGGGUGCAGUGAGGCCAGGGUUAAUGACAGCAAUUCCGUAUGAUAUGCUGGAUUGGGGGGAUGGCAGUGGGUGGGAUGUGUUUCUGAAGAAGGCUGGCAAUGAGCUCGACAGACAGAUGGCAUCAUUAGGUGUGGAUUCGUAG
Messenger RNA from Triticum turgidum subsp. durum (durum wheat), 1227 nucleotides. Lineage: Eukaryota; Viridiplantae; Streptophyta; Magnoliopsida; Poales; Poaceae. The record is from the annotation of a GenBank genome assembly.